AUGUCUCAGUCAGGCCACCCAUACAGAACCCGGAGAACUACGCGUUCUGUUCUGAAACGCAACGCAGACGCUGCUAGCAACCGAGAAGGCCAUGGCGUCGUUAGUUGGCUGGCUGUCAGCCGGCAAAGUGAAGACACAAUUGGCGUCACAGAUUACCAAUUUGGCAUCUCGGCUGGGUAA
Messenger RNA from Purpureocillium lilacinum, 180 nucleotides. The record is from RefSeq and is a predicted model, not a curated record. Lineage: Eukaryota; Fungi; Ascomycota; Sordariomycetes; Hypocreales; Ophiocordycipitaceae.